AUGGGAAGGGGAAAGCGAAAUGAACAGUCACCUUGGCUUUUUGUCUCAUGCAAACAAGGUGCGGAUGACAUACCAACCCACGUACACGAGAAUACACGCGCCAAAGUGAUUAAGAAACCGGUGUUUGGUGGUGCUGAAGUUAUAAUGGCCGGAUCGCCUGUUCGAGCACCGCUUCCAAACCUGCUUUUUCCACAAUCUGGAGAUAAGAGCCCGCCGAUAACAGGAAGUGGGGCUCAUAAUUCCAGUCCCAUUCUUUCUGACAUGGUGACGGGUUCUCCAACCUAUCCGCGCUUUGCUGAAGGACCCUUCUGUGCUAGCAAUGUGCGUUCAGCAUCUCCACAGCCACCGGCGAAGAAGCGGUGUCUAGAGCCAAAACAACACUCUACCUCAGGAGAGGGAGAAGGCCUCACAGCACCAUCUCAACCAACGCACGAAUGUAGCAGCGAUUCGCUGUGCACUAGUGCCAGCAGUUUUUCGUCUAAGGGAGACCAGCAACCUCAGCUACCGCAACCACUGCCACCUCGGAUUAAAAAUGGAGCGGAAGAGUCGCCUUCCUCAAAACCGCAGCAACCACCACAACAGCAACAGGAGUCAGAGUCGUCCAAGGACCUGCCACACUAUCCACCACUGCCUCUGUGGGGAGACGUUGUUCCCGAUUCCGCGAACUCCCGUAUCGCCAUGUUGCCGAAAAAUUUCCCACCACUAUUUCCUUCUGGUCGCGCUGCUGCAGUCACUCCAAGUAUGCCUGCAAUCACAACAACUACCAAUAGUGAUCCAGUACCUCUUGGUGCUAGCGCGUUGGCAGCAGCAGCUGCUAUGGCGAUAAAUCCUUUAUUUCAACAGUCUUCAGGAGGUGGCCUCGUACCUGGAAGCACAGCUUCUCCUUGGAACCCAAUGCUGGCAGCAGCUGCAGCAGCAUUUGCCUCUGGAGGGUUUCAACCACCAGGUUUACCUUCAAGACUUCAAGGAGAUGCUGAAGGACCAGAGGAAAAAGAUGGCGGUUCUUCCUCGAGGUCAGGAAGUCCUAUGCUCCUUUCGGGUGCUGGGUCUUCCGUUGAAGGGGUGGAAGUAAUGCCAGAUGCAAGUCAGGCUGGACAUCACUGGACAUUCCAAGAGCAGUUCAAGCAGCUGUACGAACUAUCCUCAGACCCCAAGAGGAAGGAGUUCCUGGACGAUUUGUUCAAUUUCAUGCAAAAAAGAGGCUCACCCGUCAACCGAAUUCCAAUAAUGGCGAAGCAGGUGCUCGAUUUGUACGAGUUGUAUAGGCUUGUGGUGACUAGAGGCGGUCUAGUUGAGGUCAUUAACAAGAAACUCUGGCGUGAAAUAACGAAGGGCCUUCAGUUACCCUCUUCCAUUACCAGUGCUGCAUUUACGUUGAGAACACAGUACAUGAAAUACCUCUAUCCCUACGAGUAUGAAAAACUGGCGCUCAGCACUCCGAGUGAACUGCAGGCCGCAAUUGAUGGAAAUCGACGGGAGGCGAGGCGCUCCUCGUACAGCUUCGAGUAUCCUAUGCUCAUGGGUCCCAGUUCGAGCGCAGGUGCACAAUCUGGCACCGCGGGACAGCCGCUGUCCAACACGUCACUUGGAGCCACAUUCUCCCAUCCACCUCCUCCUCACCAUUCCCUCCUCGCACCUCCGCCCCCCCCACCGCCACCACCUAAUGUCUCCGCCUCCUGCGGCCCGUCGCUUUUACCUUCAGGCCUACUUCUCCCCCCAGGAUUCCCCACACCGAAUUCGGGAAGAAAUGGAAGCAUAUUCCCCGAUACACACUUCUUUGGUUUUCCUAGUUUGGUGGUACCAACCUCGACAACGGUUGUUCGUCCACCAACUCCCACUCCCCCAGCUGCAUUUGAUGCUAAGUCCUACUUCGAUGACGAUCAAUUAGUAAAACAGAAAAGAUCAAAAUACCCUCAGCGGUGUUUGUCUUCAUCGUCAACUACCAUGGUGACGGCUGCCGCAAGUCCCAAGCCGCGGCCUAACUCCAAGCCCAAUUACUCAUCUCCCGCAACUCUCGAAUCUGAUCUGAAGAGCGAGGCCAACCGCUACUUAAAGCCUAUGAAGUUAUCCACUCUUCCGAAGUGUACAUCAGCCUUCGAUUUAGACCAACGACACUCGCCACAAGAAACUCCAUCGCCACGUCUUCCGACCAACGUGGAAGUGCCAGAUAAAAGUCAACAAAGUGCUGCAACCCAAUUUUCUGAGUUCCUGAAACAACGUUUGCCACUUAAUGAUGUAGGAACUACGUCGAAUUGCAACUUCUCAAGGAGUGAUCUAAUGCAACCGCUCGCCUUAACUAUCCCUAUGCAGAACGCCUACCAGCAAUUCAUGAGCAGUACCGUUCAGAAGUUGGGGCUCGCAGAGAAGAAGGACUCGAUGAACGGCUGUGUGGAGGAUCGUCGACAGGCGAAGCCAACUGCAACUCCUCGAGAGAAUGGCGAUUUUCCGGCAUCCAAUAUUCAAUUGGCACCGAACCUAAGGAUUAGCACCCAAGCUGGCGAUCAACUUGGACUGCCGGAAAACACAUUAGUCGUGUGCAUGGAGGUCAAUGGCGUAGUCUAUCAAGGCGUCCUUUUUGGCCGAAUCAAACCGCUUUCGUGA
This is a messenger RNA of Echinococcus granulosus, 2601 nucleotides long. RefSeq names its product AT-rich interactive domain-containing protein 3A. The transcript has 10 exons. Lineage: Eukaryota; Metazoa; Platyhelminthes; Cestoda; Cyclophyllidea; Taeniidae. Gene Ontology annotation, molecular function: DNA binding. Gene Ontology annotation, biological process: regulation of transcription by RNA polymerase II. The coding region runs from base 1 to 2601 and encodes 866 amino acids. Gene Ontology annotation, cellular component: nucleus. The record is from RefSeq and is a predicted model, not a curated record.